Messenger RNA from Castor canadensis (American beaver), 4807 nucleotides. It is a transcript of the gene Ube2o, whose product is annotated as ubiquitin conjugating enzyme E2 O. The record is from RefSeq and is a predicted model, not a curated record. Gene Ontology annotation, molecular function: ubiquitin conjugating enzyme activity. Lineage: Eukaryota; Metazoa; Chordata; Mammalia; Rodentia; Castoridae.
CCCUUCAUGUAUGGGGACUACAUUGCUUAUGACUGCUGGCUGGGGAAGGUCUACGACUUGAAGAACCAGAUCGUCCUGAAGCUAUCCAAUGGUGCCAGGUGCUCCAUGAACACAGAAGAUGGUGCCAAGCUCUAUGAUGUCUGCCCACACGUCAGUGACUCGGGUCUCUUCUUCGAUGAUUCCUAUGGCUUCUACCCAGGCCAGGUGCUCAUUGGCCCUGCCAAGAUCUUCUCCAGCGUCCAGUGGCUAUCAGGGGUCAAGCCGGUGCUCAGCACCAAGAGCAAGUUCCGAGUUGUGGUGGAAGAGGUACAAGUUGUGGAACUGAAAGUCACGUGGAUUACCAAGAGUUUCUGUCCAGGGGGCACAGACAGCGUCAGUCCCCCACCCUCCAUCAUCACUCAGGAAAAACUAGGCAGGGUGAAGCGUCUUGGAUGCUUUGACCAUGCUCAGCGGCAGCUUGGGGAACGCUGUCUGUAUGUCUUCCCAGCCAAGGUAGAGCCAGCCAAGAUUGCCUGGGAAUGUCCAGAAAAAAACUGCGCCCAGGGGGAGGGCUCUAUGGCCAAGAAGGUGAAGCGCCUGUUGAAGAAACAGGUUGUGAGGAUCAUGUCUUGCUCCCCGGACACCCAGUGUUCCAGGGACCACGCCAUGGAGAACCCAGACAAGAAAGGGGAAGCCAAAGCAACAAGUGAGACAGGGUCUGCUAGCCCUGAAGAGCCGCCCAAUGGGUCAGCCAGCCCAGUGGACAUGCAGGAAGAGGGCCCAGAGGAGCCCCAUGAGGCAGGUGAGCCGCUGCCCCCCUUCCUGCUGAAGGAGGGUGGGGAUGACAGGCUGCACUCAGCAGAGCAGGACGCAGAUGAUGAGGCUGCUGAUGACACGGAUGACACCAGCUCAGUGACCUCCUCUGCCAGCUCCACCACCUCCUCCCAGAGUGGCAGUGGCACAAGUCGCAAAAAGAGCAUUCCCUUGUCCAUCAAGAACCUAAAGCGAAAGCACAAGAGGAAGAAGAAUAAAAUCACUCGUGACUUCAAGCCAGGGGAUAGGGUGGCAGUGGAGGUGGUGACCACGAUGACCUCAGCUGAUGUGAUGUGGCAGGAUGGCUCUGUGGAGUGCAAUAUCCGCUCCAAUGACCUCUUCCCCGUGCACCACCUGGACAACAACGAGUUCUGCCCCGGAGACUUUGUGGUGGACAAGCGAGUCCAGAGCUGCCCAGACCCUGCCGUGUACGGUGUGGUGCAGUCUGGGGACCACGUUGGCCGCACCUGCAUGGUGAAGUGGUUCAAGUUGAGGCCAAGGGACGAUGUAGAGCUCAUUGGAGAAGAGGAAGAUGUGAGCGUUUAUGACAUUGCUGACCACCCUGACUUUCGGUUCCGCACAACUGACAUCGUUAUUCGCAUUGGCAACACUGAGGAUGGAGCUCCGCACAAGGAGGAUGAGCCAUCAGUGGGCCAAGUGGCCCGUGUGGACAUCAGCAGCAAGGUGGAGGUGGUAUGGGCUGACAACUCAAAGACCAUCAUUCUGCCCCAGCACUUGUACAACAUCGAGUCCGAGAUCGAGGAGUCAGACUACGAUUCAGUAGAAGGCAGUACCAGUGGGGCAUCCUCAGAUGAGUGGGAGGAUGACAGUGACAGCUGGGAGACCGACAAUGGACUGUUGGAGGAUGAGCACCCCAAGAUAGAGGAGCCUCCCCUUCCGGUCACCGAGCAGCCAGCAGCACCCGAGGAGGACAAGGGGGUGGUAAUUAGUGAAGAGGCUGCCACGGCUGCCAUCCAGGGGGCUGUGGCCAUGGCUGCCCCCAUGGCAGGACUGAUGGAGAAAGCUGGCAAGGACGGGCCUCCCAAGAGCUUCAGGGAGCUGAAAGAGGCCAUCAAAAUCCUGGAGAGCCUCAAGAACAUGACUGUGGAGCAGCUUCUGACAGGCUCCCCUACUUCCCCCACUGUGGAGCCUGAGAAGCCAACCCGGGAGAAGAAGUUUCUGGAUGACAUCAAGAAGCUGCAAGAGAACCUCAAGAAGACUCUGGACAACGUGGCCAUCGCCGAGGAGGAGAAAAUGGAGGCAGUGCCCGAUAUGGAGCGCAAGGAGGAUAAGCCUGAGGGGCAGUCGCCAGUGAAGGCCGAGUGGCCCAGUGAAACCCCUGUGCUCUGCCAGCAAUGUGGUGGCAAGCCCGGUGUCACCUUCACCAGUGCCAAGGGCGAGGUCUUCUCAGUGCUGGAGUUUGCACCCUCAAAUCACUCGUUCAAGAAAAUAGAGUUCCAGCCUCCAGAAGCCAAGAAGUUCUUCAGCACUGUACGGAAGGAAAUGGCACUGCUGGCCACCUCACUACCUGAUGGCAUCAUGGUCAAAACUUUUGAGGACAGAAUGGACCUUUUCUCAGCCCUAAUCAAGGGACCCACUCGAACCCCCUAUGAGGAUGGCCUCUACCUGUUUGACAUCCAGCUCCCCAACAUCUAUCCGGCUGUACCCCCCCACUUUUGCUACCUCUCCCAGUGCAGUGGCCGCCUGAACCCCAACCUAUAUGACAACGGGAAGGUGUGCGUCAGCCUCUUGGGCACCUGGAUUGGAAAGGGAACAGAGAGGUGGACGAGCAAAUCCAGCCUUCUCCAGGUGCUCAUCUCCAUCCAAGGUCUGAUCCUGGUGAAUGAACCGUACUACAACGAAGCCGGCUUUGACAGUGACCGGGGCCUGCAGGAGGGCUACGAGAACAGUCGCUGCUACAAUGAGAUGGCGCUGAUCCGUGUGGUGCAGUCCAUGACCCAGCUGGUACGGCGGCCCCCAGAGGUCUUUGAGCAGGAGAUCCAGCAGCACUUUAGCACUGGCGGCUGGCGGCUGGUGAACCGCAUAGAGUCCUGGCUGGAAACACACACCCUGCUGGAGAGGGCCCAGGCAAUGCCAAAUGGGGUCCCCAAGGAUAGUAGCUCGCCAGAGCCACCUGCUGCAGCUGAGCUCUCAGACUCCGGCCGUGAAGAACCCGAGGAUGGUGGGCUGGCCCCUGGAGAGGCCUCUCAGGGCUCAGACUCGGAGGGCGGUGCCCAGGGCCUGGCCUCAACUAGCAGAGACCACACAGACCAGACUUCAGAGACGGCGCCUGAUGCAUCAGUGCCACCCAGCGUCAAACCAAAGAAGCGGAGAAAGAGUUACCGGAGCUUCCUGCCUGAAAAGAGUGGCUACCCUGACAUCGGCUUCCCCCUUUUUCCGCUCUCUAAGGGAUUCAUCAAGAGCAUCCGGGGCGUCCUGACACAGUUCCGCGCCGCCCUGCUAGAGGCAGGCAUGCCGGAGAGUACAGAGGACAAGUAGCCAUCAGCCCCCACAGAAGGCACGUCAUGGUGGGAGAGGCUAGCCGCUGCCUGCUCACUCCCUCCCUGGAAUUGCCCCUCUUCCUGCCCCCUCUGUCCCCAGUGUGAGGCUCCGCUGUCCUCUUCUCCCCGAGGUCAAGGUGAGUUUGAUGCUGAAGUGCAAGAAGUGUCCCAAUAUGCUGCGUUUCUAUUCCGAAACAGUUCUUCAGCAGAUCCCCUGUGGCAAAGAGAACCAGAGCCCUGCUGCAAUUUCUACUUGCAGACCCAGGCAGAAUGUCCCAGCACUUCCCCCUUGUCCCCUUCUCAGGUCAGAGGUGGCAUGCUGUGCUGUCUGGGCCCAGGAGCCCUGCACAUGGGCCGGGAGUGGGUGUGCCUUGCAUGAGGUGUGGACUGCACCCGCGAUGCCCCUGGGUCCUUUUCAGCCUCUUCAGUAUGACUGAGCCCCCCACCUCCCCAUGAUCCCACACCCUCCUGCCGCCAUCACCACUGGUCCCCUUAAUCCCCCAGCGUCAAUGCUACUCCAUGGGAGCUGUAGCCACUGUCACUGACUUCUGGCUCUGGCCUGUUUGCCAUGUUAUAGCCCUUAGGUCUGUUGAACUUACUCUCUAAGAGAGGUUGGGAGCAGGCCAGAUUCAAGGUGACACCUGGGAGAGGUGGCAGACCUCACACAUCCACAUGGAGUUGAGGACAGGGAGCUGCUGGGAAGAAAUGGCUGUAGGUGCCUUUCUCUUCCAGUCCAUAGGUGCCAGGGGCACAAGCAGUUCUGCCCAGGCCCUCCAGUGUGUACUGUGCCCACAUCUGCUUCCCACAAGCUUCAUCUCAACCCCCCACUGAGGCAGCAAAAGCAGCUGCAAGACCAAGCAAGCACCAGAGCCUGUCCCCAUCCAGUGGCUCGGCCAUCUCUGAGAUGCUAAGCGAGGCCUCAGCAGCCCCUGGCUUCCAGAUUCUGCCGGUGCAGUCCAGAGGGAGGAGGCAGCGGCAGCAGGAGCUCACCCCCUUCUCCCCACACCCCAUCCUGCCCCACAGGCCCAGAGGUUUACAAGUUUUCUAAGCUUUUGAUAAUGUGAAGCUCCAGGUUAAGAGGACGCUGUUGAGCACAUUGCAGCUAUGUAAUUUCUGGUGUACGUAUGUAAUAUUUAAGGUUGGAAAAAAUAAAUCUCAAAAGCAAUGAUAUUAAUUCUUAUUAGAAAAAAAGACAAAAUUUUAAAAAAGCCAAAGCAUGAUGCGUCUUGUCAGCCUUAAGUGGGCUCCACACUUGUGCUGUGCCGGGACCACCCAGGCCGCUGAACCUUGGGAAGGACAGAGCCAGAUCACCUGCCCUCCUGUAGCACUCACUCGGAGCCCAUGAUUGGUGUCUUGAGAACAUCCCGAGUGCCUGGGGGCUGUGCGUCGUUCAUGUGAUGUGAAUGCCUACUGCUUAUAAGAUCUGUAUAAAGUGCUGUGAUUAAACUUUUUUUUACUUGCAUUUUUUUUUUGGUUGGCUUAUUAACAAGACAUGGUAACACCAUUAAACCUGC